Cladocopium goreaui is the source of this 801-nucleotide messenger RNA. NCBI's taxonomy places the organism in Eukaryota, Dinophyceae, Suessiales, Symbiodiniaceae. The record is from the annotation of a GenBank genome assembly.
AUGUUGCUGAUGCCAUCACCUAGUACCGAAAUUGCCUGGGGCCUCCAGGCGGCGGAGGGGCAGCGGAACAAGGAACACCAGCAGUACGAGGAGGAACACCAAGAAGACGAAGAGGUGGUGGCUUCGAUUGCUCAAGCUUCUCAAGCCUUGAAGGGAGGCGGCUCCGCCUUGCUGCAAGCGGACAAGAGCAGGAUGCUCCGCGCAGCCACACGCAGCAACCGACUGGAUGGUGCCCAGAAGCAGCAAAUCCUGUCGCUGCUCUCUGGAGAGACUGCCAAGACGGAUCCCGACUACGUCAUGGGCAUCCUGAACGCCAUGAAAGACGACACCACAGAGAAGAUCACCAGUGACUCCAAGACCGAAGAAAACGCUGUGGAGAACUUCGGGGACUUGGAGGCGUCCAAGAAGACAGAGAUUUCCACUCUUCUGGAGCAACUGGAGAGGAAAAUGAAGCGCAUGGGCGAGUUGAAGGUGGAGAUCAUGGACAUGGAGCGCUCCUUGGCUGGUCAGGAUCAAUCCUUGGUCGAGGACCGUGCCAUGCUGGCGGAGCUGAAGAGCAGCUGGGACGCCAAGAGCGGCCUGCACGCGCAGCGCACGGAGCAGCGCCGGAAGGAGCUGCUAGCGCUGCAGGAUGCCAUCAACCUCCUGGAUUCCGACAAGUCUCUGGAGCUUUUUCGUGGCCGUGCUUCGUCGACUUCGUCCUUGUUGCAAACCUCGAAGGAUCGCACGGACGAGGUGAAGAAACUCCUCUCCAAGGUGAAGAAACUCGUGGCGUCCGGAAAGGGUGCCUUCAAAAUGUGA